AUGUCAGAAUUUUAUAAAUUAUCACCAAAAGAUUCCAAAGGUGAACCAUAUCCAUUUGAACAAUUAAAAGGUAAAGUUGUUUUAAUUGUUAAUGUUGCAAGUAAAUGUGGUUUCACUCCACAAUAUAAAGGUUUAGAAGAAUUGAAUCAAAAAUAUAAAGAUCAAGAUGUUCAAAUUUUAGGUUUCCCAUGUAAUCAAUUCAAACAUCAAGAACCAGGUACAAAUGAUGAAAUUGUCAGUUUUUGUUCAUUAAAUUAUGGUGUUACUUUCCCUGUUUUAGAUAAAAUCAAUGUUAAUGGUGAUGAUGCUGAUGCAGUUUAUAAAUACUUGAAAUCUCAAAAGAGUGGGUUCUUGGGAAUGAAAAGAAUUAAAUGGAAUUUUGAAAAAUUCUUAAUUGAUAAAGAUGGUAAAGUUGUUGCAAGAUUCAGUUCUUUAACUAAACCAGAAUCUAUCACUCAAAAAAUUGACGAAUUAUUGAAAUAA
Candida tropicalis MYA-3404 is the source of this 483-nucleotide messenger RNA. RefSeq names its product glutathione peroxidase. Gene Ontology annotation, biological process: response to oxidative stress. Gene Ontology annotation, molecular function: glutathione peroxidase activity. NCBI's taxonomy places the organism in Eukaryota, Fungi, Ascomycota, Pichiomycetes, Serinales, Debaryomycetaceae. The transcript has a single exon. The record is from RefSeq and is a predicted model, not a curated record. The coding region runs from base 1 to 483 and encodes 160 amino acids.